This is a messenger RNA of Cyclocybe aegerita, 1317 nucleotides long. Lineage: Eukaryota; Fungi; Basidiomycota; Agaricomycetes; Agaricales; Hemipholiotaceae. The record is from the annotation of a GenBank genome assembly.
AUGCUCUCCCCUGCUGUUCACGUAUGUCUCUCUCUCGGGAAGACCCUGGCUCAGAUUACUGCGGAGCUGGCUCCCAUACCCGCCCUCCUCCCCCUGGUCGAAGUUCUCUGCGGCAUCAUAGAGUGUUGUGAAAAUAUUACCCAGAACAAGAAUGCCGCUAGACAGCUUCGCGAUCGUUGCCAUACGCUGGUGCUAACACUGCGGGACUACGAGGGAAAGAAUGUCGGCAAGAAUAUCGUUCAUGCCAGGAACGCAGUCAAUGAUCGGUUGAUUGAUAUACAGACCAGAAUGUCCGGAUGGGCGAAUCUGGGCAAGCUCAGGAGCUUUGUGGACCAGGACAAAAUUGCGAGAGAUAUCGAACAAUGUCAUGCCGAGAUCAGCGAUACUAUGGCCACUUUUCAACUUGCAUCUCAUUUCGAGAUCCAUGAGUGGAUGGAGGAUUUCAAUACAAACCGACGCCUUGAUCACGCUCAGCUGGUAGAAAGCCUCAGCCAAGUUCAAGAAACCCAGGCCCUUAUCAAGGAAAAGACCAGCGAGAACAAUGACCUCAUCCGUCAAAUGAUGACCCUCUUGCAGAAUUCUAUGGGAGAAAACAAACAGGAGGCUGAACGCGUGCACCAAGGGCUAUCCGCGAACCUUUAUCAAUACCAGUCGCAGUUCAAGACCCUUUUGCCAGAGCUAUACUUGAACUGUGGGGAAGUCAAGAAGAUCAGCGAGUAUCCCAUACGAGGGACAGCGUCAAUGGAUAUAUACGAAGGGCUCUACCUCGAACGAGAGAAGGUUGCCAUCAAGGCAAUACGAUCGAUGAGGUUCGACGAGCAGAGCAAACGCCGCUUCAAACGGGAAGCGGAGAUCUGGAGCGACGUUUGGAAACGGGAUCAGGGAAUGCACAUCGUCCCAUUCUACGGAUAUUGUCAGUUGGACGGACCCUUUCCAUGCAUGGUCAGCCCAUGGCUGAAGAAUGGUGAUGCUCUGGGAUAUGCCAAAGCAAACGACAAGGACCUUGACUAUAGACAGUUCAUCAUGCACCUUGCUCAUGGAGUUGAAGUGCUGCAUAGCAUGGGACUAGUCCAUGGUGAUAUUCGAGCAAAUAAUGUCCUCGUCAGCGACACAGGUCUCCCUCUACUGUCAGAUUUCCGUCUGUCCAAGAUAAUCCAGAGUGCCUCUGGUGCCGCUCCCCUUACCCAAAGCACAAUGAUGGCGGACUCUUGUCGAUACUUCGCACCAGAGACCUUUGGAGAUGAGGGCGGUCUUUCGACUGCUACGGAUAUCUACGCACUGGCGAUGACCGUUCUUGAAGUAUUCCUUCUCCCUUGA